Galdieria sulphuraria is the source of this 656-nucleotide messenger RNA. RefSeq names its product NADH dehydrogenase (ubiquinone) 1 alpha subcomplex 2. The record is from RefSeq and is a predicted model, not a curated record. The coding region runs from base 127 to 477 and encodes 116 amino acids. The transcript has 4 exons. Lineage: Eukaryota; Rhodophyta; Bangiophyceae; Galdieriales; Galdieriaceae.
GAUUAAUUGAUAUUUUGAACCCAGAAUAACAGUAAGGAGUUUAUCCGAGUUCAAAUCAAGAAGCAGGCCAAAAAAUAUGACAACGACGCUUUACAUUGAAAAUUCCAAAAUCAAUUACUGAAAGACAUGAGUUGGAGAGCAAGGCUAUCACAUGUGUUUGAAGAACUUCGUAUCGUUUAUUCUACCAAGCACCCCGAAAGUUCUGGAGUUCGGAACUUCAUUGCUGCAAACUAUGACGAACUGAAAUUGUUGAACCCUGGACUCCCCUUUUAUGUCAGGUGCUGUGACGGUAUCAAGCCGCAUGUAUCCACUCGUAUGAGCAACGGAUUUUACGAAACCUCUUUAGUUGCUGGCCUCGACGUCCAAGGCAUAGAGAGGACUCUACAGAGACUGGUUCAAAAGGGCGAGGAACAAACAAAAAGACCGUUACUAGGUAGCAAGGCCUGUCAAACCGUUCAGUUCGCAAAUAUCAUAUGAAGCGAGUGUUGCGUUUGGACCGAUAUUAGUAUAAGCAUAAAAUACGGUAAAAACUACUCUUCGAUAGUCUUACUUGAAAUAAAACUCUCAUGAGAAGUGCUCAUAUCUUUCUUGGAACGAAAAAUAUUGCCAGCGCAUAUUCCUACAAGGAUAAUAAGACCAUAGUUACGAUUGGAACG